UGUGCAGCUUCUAUGGGAAUAUGAAGAAACGUCAAAAUAUUUUGUUUUGUUUUGCACACCACAAGUCCUCCAAUCUAUUUCAACAAAAAUAUUUUCUGAUUUUACUGAAACUAUAAAAAUAAAGAUAUGAGUAAAAUAAAGAAGCCAAAGUCUUUCCAAAAGCCACCUCCAUUAGUAGCGCCCCGACGUGAAACUCCGGAAAAUGAAGCACAAAUUGAAUUGGAACUUUGUUGGUGUGUUCAACAGUUGGAGAAUGCGCUUAAUUCAGGAAAGCUGUCGCAAAAAAUUGCCGAUGACACUGUCAAGAAUAUAAAGGUGCUUAAAAGUUCGACUGCGCCGCUUGUUAAAAAGCGCCAGGUAAUGAAGGCCGCUUUGGGAGAUUAUCGCGCUAAAAUGAAGGAAGAGGAAAAGAAGAUGGCUCUUGCGGCCAAACAAAUCAAAUUUACACAAACCAUUGAAGCGAAUAAAAAGUCAAGCUUCCUCAAAAAAGCUGCUAUUGUGCAAACGGGGAAAGAGUUCCGCUUCAAUUUUCCAACUCCAAACAGUACGGACGUAACAGAAUCAGCGGAUAACGUUACGAGCACGGAUAUUAAGAAUGAACCUACUCCAGUCAUUGGCAAAGACCUCAAUUUAACAGGCGGUGGUUUCAAAUUCAAUUUUAUUGUAGACGAAAAUAACGAUGAUUUAAAUUUAAGUGGACUGUCCAUUAAAAGCUAAAAUUAAGAUGAAAAAGUAAACUUAACACUGUAUAUUUCGUGUCAAAGAGACUAUAAUAUAUAUACUUUAAAUAUAUCAAUCAAAAUUUAUUUAAGAUCUGUGA
Molecule: messenger RNA, 820 nt
Organism: Zeugodacus cucurbitae (melon fly)
Lineage: Eukaryota; Metazoa; Arthropoda; Insecta; Diptera; Tephritidae
Product: UPF0488 protein CG14286
Exons: 3
Coding region: 127-717 (196 amino acids)
Source: RefSeq, a predicted model, not a curated record